ACAUCCAGACAACUUUAUUGUGCGUCACGUGACGAAAACAUUGCAAAGGCGGAAGUCCAGCGAGCUGUGACACCGGAAGUCUCCUCCAGCGUACGUGAUUAUCAAUAUAUAUAUAUUUAUAUAUAUUUUACUCAGCAAUGCCACAAAAAGACCCGUGUCAAAAGCAAGCCUGUGCAAUCCAGGCGUGUUUACAAGCUAACAAGUACGCGGAGGUCAUGUGCGUGGAUGUCAUCCAUCACAUGCGGGAGUGCUGCAGAAUACACGCCGAACACUCUGCAUGCUGCUCCGGCUUUAAACACACGCCGGCAGGAGCUUUUAAAGACUCGGGGUUAACAGAAGUGUAAAAAAAAAGGAUCGAUCAUGUGCAUCAACAAGUCUACCCGCUCUUCUUACACUUCAAAAUAAAGAGUCGUGUGUAAUAAAUGCUUAUGCUAGUCUAACCUAUUUGUAUGGACUUGCUUCUUUGUGACGUUAAGUCCCUGUUAUAAGAUAUUAUGCAGUAUAUGCCUUGAGCUCUUGUUUUGAAGGCGCAAAGAGCGGAAGUGGUGACACGUUGCGGUGCAGCGGAGUUUUUGAAAACAAAGGAAAUAAAUUGGUCCUCCUCCUAAAUGCUUUUUUUCAUUUUUCCAGGAAAAAGUUUGAAUCAUAUAAAGAGAUGUUUUUCUUUCACUGUAUCUAGUUAAAACAAAUGUUACGUAGAUCUCGUUUAGCUUUAUAGCUUUUGUUUUCUUAUGAUUAUUCGACUGGAUUAUAUUUGUCCUAACUGCUGUCUUCCUUUCUAGCGAUGCUUGCUUUUUGGCUCUGGAAGAUUUUUUUAAGUAGUUAGCGAAGCGUUUUCUGUAUUUUUGUGUGUGCACUCCCAUCUUCUGCCCUGCCUCAAUGACUUUCACUUAUUUCCCACUUUUUUGUUGCAUUUGAACACCUCAUUUCAAUUGAAAAAUGGCUUGACCUUUUUGAUUUUUAAAUGGCUCCCAAUUGACUCCAGAUUUAAAAAAAAGAAAUGUCAACAGGCUUGGGCUACUUUUGGCAUAAGAUGUUACUUUAAGUUCAGAUACUUUCCCAUAUUUUCAUCACAAAAAGUUGGUAAAAAAAUACAGACACUUUGAGGCUGACCUGAUGAUGAACUACUUUGAGAAGAAUGUUUUUCUGUUAUUUGUAAGUCUACUGUACUUCUCAGUUGUGUAAACAUUGACUAUUGUGUGUGCAGUCCUACUUGAGAUUAAGUUCAGUUUAAAGAAUUAGGCCAUCAAGUUAAGAUACAUGUAAUUGUGACUUAUUUGAUUUAUUUUACUUGUAUUCUAAAUUUCCCUCUUGAGAGAUUAAGUCAAGUUAAGUCAACUUUAUUUAUAUAGCACGUUUUCAACAACUUUUAAAUUGAACCAAAGUGCUUUACAGGUUAAAAAAGCAUAAAGCAAAAAACAAAACAAAAAAAACCAACCAAAAAAAAACAAAAAAACACCUUAUUGUGGUUAAGACGGGGGUCGGCCACCCGUGGUUCUAGAACCGCAUGCGACUCUUUAUUGUCAUCCCAGUGGGUUGAGUUUUUCCUUGCCCUGAUGUGGAAUCUGAGCCCAGGAUGUCAUUGUGGCUUGUGCAGCCCUUUGAGACACUGGUGAUUGUGUGCUAUAUAAGUAAACAUUGAUUGAUUGAUUGAUUUAGCACCGCCCCAGUGGCUCCCCUGGAGCAACCAUUUAGGUGCCCGGAACUGGCAAGAAGGACACAAUAAGACCAGGGCUGGAAUUUAACCACGGCAACUGCGGCAAGUGGCGCGACCGCCCGUGUCACUUGCCGUAAUGCCCUAAAAAAAAUUGCCCGGCAUCGACAGCAAGAACAUGCCGUAACCGCCCUUGACCUGCUCAGUGGCCUAGUGGUUAGAGUGUCCGCCCUGAAAUGGGUAGGUCGUGAGUUCAAACCCCGGCCGAGUCAUACCGAAGACUAUAAAAAUGGCCACUUAUUGGAAUUUAAGCGGUAGAAAAUGGAUGGAUGGAUGGAUCACCAAAAAUGAUUCCCGGGCGCAGCCACCGCUGCUGCUCACUGCUCCCCUCGCCUCCCAGGGGGUGAACAAGGGGAUGGGUCAAAUGCAGAGAAUAAUUUCACCACACCUAGACUAGUGUGCGUGUGACUAUCAUAGACUUAGACAAACUUUAAUGAUCCACAAGGGAACUUGUUCAACACAGUAGCUCAGUUACAAUGAUGGAAAGGACAAUGCAGGUAUAAAUAGACUAAUAUAGCUAUAAAGUAGCUAUUGCUACUUUAACUUAAUCUUUAAUCUUUUUACUUGUUAAUGUUAAUAAUGAUCAUUCGAGAUAAAAUUCCCAACGGGUCUAAUUUUUUAAUUACCGAAAAAGCAUCCUUUAUUAAUGCAUUUUAGGCGACACGAUGCGCUUGAUAAACAUGGCGGACUCAGAGUAAGGGAGCCAAGUGCACUGUUUAACGUCAUUUUGAUUAUUGUA
Messenger RNA from Entelurus aequoreus (snake pipefish), 2453 nucleotides. It is a transcript of the gene cmc4, whose product is annotated as C-x(9)-C motif containing 4 homolog (S. cerevisiae). The transcript has 2 exons. Bases 138 to 344 code for a protein of 68 amino acids. NCBI's taxonomy places the organism in Eukaryota, Metazoa, Chordata, Actinopteri, Syngnathiformes, Syngnathidae. Gene Ontology annotation, cellular component: mitochondrial intermembrane space. The record is from RefSeq and is a predicted model, not a curated record.